AGGAUGGUCCGCACACUGUAUGCCAUCGGCACCGUGUGUCUUCUGAUGGGAUUUCUGCUACCGGCAGCAGAAGGGAGAAAGAGAAAUCGUGGAUCUCAAGGUGCUAUCCCUCCUCCCGACAAAGAUCAGCCCAAUGAUUCGGAGCAAAUGCAGACACAGCAGCAGUCGGGCUCUAGGCAUCGAGAACGAGGAAAAGGCACCUCGAUGCCUGCUGAAGAGGUGCUGGAGUCUAGUCAGGAGGCACUGCACAUCACCGAGCGCAAAUAUCUAAAGCGGGAUUGGUGUAAAACUCAACCCCUCAAACAAACUAUCCACGAAGAAGGCUGCAAUAGUCGUACCAUCAUCAACAGGUUCUGCUACGGCCAGUGCAAUUCCUUCUACAUCCCCAGGCACGUCCGCAAAGAGGAAGGCUCCUUCCAGUCUUGUUCCUUCUGCAAGCCCAAGAAAUUCACCACCAUGACUGUUACACUCAAUUGCCCUGAGCUUCAGCCCCCGAGAAAGAAGAAAAGAAUCACCCGAGUUAAGGAAUGCCCGUGUAUAUCUAUUGACUUGGACUAAACUCAGAAAAAUAUGGUACCGAUUGCACCCUGACUGUGCGCAAUCCUUGCCAGCGUGAGAGUGAGUGGCAUGAACUAGCGUAGCUUCCGGGAUGGACA
Charadrius vociferus (killdeer) is the source of this 656-nucleotide messenger RNA. It is a transcript of the gene GREM1, whose product is annotated as gremlin 1, DAN family BMP antagonist. NCBI's taxonomy places the organism in Eukaryota, Metazoa, Chordata, Aves, Charadriiformes, Charadriidae. Bases 4 to 558 code for a protein of 184 amino acids. Gene Ontology annotation, biological process: animal organ morphogenesis. The transcript has a single exon. Gene Ontology annotation, molecular function: BMP binding; receptor ligand activity. The record is from RefSeq and is a predicted model, not a curated record.